This is a messenger RNA of Ornithodoros turicata, 1402 nucleotides long. RefSeq names its product glycoprotein antigen BM86-like. The transcript is spliced from 12 exons. The coding region runs from base 94 to 1374 and encodes 426 amino acids. The record is from RefSeq and is a predicted model, not a curated record. NCBI's taxonomy places the organism in Eukaryota, Metazoa, Arthropoda, Arachnida, Ixodida, Argasidae.
UCCCUCCCGAGAUAACGGGGAGUGGCAGGAACGCGCUGCAAUUUUGAGUGUCGUUGUCGUUACGCUGAUAGACUCGUCUCAAUAGCGGUUGUGAUGUGGAGGUUUCAAGUUCUAGUUUCGGCGUGUGUUCUACGCAGUCUCACAGCUGUAGGCACUGUGACAGAUGAACAAAGAGGAGAAGCGGGGCAUCAACAUCAAGAUGUUUGUCAGCGAGUAGGCAACGUCUUCUGUGGCUCCCGCACUUGUGUUCCUGAACUGGAAGGAAAGACCUUCGCGUGUGACUGCGGCCAAGACUAUUUCUUCGACGUACGAGAAGGAAAGUGCGCACAUGUCCACUCGUGUACAACGUCACGGUGUCCCGUCGGAAUAUGCGAGGAUGCCAAUCGAACAGCGCCAGGGACGUGUGACUGCAGCAACAGAGAGAAUCUCACACCCACUUGUGAAGUUACCGAAGAGAAAAAGGAGGAAUGCAGACUGAUUGGAGGCACUCCGUCAGUGAGUCCUGACUUUGACGUCCAGUGUGUCUGCAAUCCCAGUGAAGUGCUCAAAAACGACCGCUGCUUGCCAACAACCUGUCUCAACUUCAGCAACACCUGUGAACAGCUUUGCAGAAGAAAUCUUCUCCGCGAGGACCACAGAUGUUGUCAAGGUUGGAAACAUGGCGAUUGCACUGCUCCAGAGAUGGAAGGUGGGUACUGCAAACCUGGAUACAUAAAGAUCACUCCGCAGGAUCCCUGCGUCGACGCAUGCAGCGCCGGUGAAACAAAUCCCGUGUGCUCCAUGGACUGCACAACCAACACAACUGAUGGCACACCGUACAACUGCGUCUGCAAGGAAGGUCUUGAGCUUGCAGACGACGGGCUUCGUUGCUUACCGAAAACAACGUGCAACGCGGAGGAGAAGGCCAGGUGUAGAGCAGACCAAGUCUGUGAGGUGGAAGGACAUGUGGCGGUGUGCAAGUGUGCCAGCGACCGCUUGGAAAGAAACGGACGUUGUUCAGGGAACUGCACUCUGGAAUGUCACCACAGGUUCGGCAGUUGCACCAUUUUCAACAACGAGGAACACUGCAACUGUACAUCCCCGCUCCAAGGCGAUUCUUCUGAGCAGUCCACCAAGGAAGGACCUUGUGUAUUGGAAAGCUUCUCUUACUUGACGUCGUUGAAGCUGAACAGAAGCAUCUCCUCAUGGAAAGUAGCUGAAGACUGCCGCAAUAUGAAAGAUCUUCUGACGCAGGCGUUGAGCGUGCUGUUCGGACCGGAAUUCCUGCAUCUAGACAUCGUCAGCUGUCUGGACGCGUACGAGGUACGGCUAAUAUUCAGCAAAAAGCAAGACGAAGCUGUUCUGAAGAGGCUUCAUCUUGCAAGAAUAGCAUAAAGCCACACUCCUGUUAUUUCUGGCCAGA